Rangifer tarandus platyrhynchus (Svalbard reindeer) is the source of this 1251-nucleotide messenger RNA. The record is from the annotation of a GenBank genome assembly. NCBI's taxonomy places the organism in Eukaryota, Metazoa, Chordata, Mammalia, Artiodactyla, Cervidae.
AUGGCGGAGAAGCCGGGCCAAGAUGCGGACUCGGCUCCUAAGCCAACCGUGUUGUUCCUGCACCCAGACCUGGGCGUGGGCGGCGCCGAGCGCCUGGUGCUCGACGCCGCGCUGGCGCUGCAGGCGCGCGGGUGUCGCGUGAAGAUCUGGACGGCGCACUACGACCCGGGCCACUGCUUCGCGGAGAGCCGCGAGCUGCCGGUGCGCUGCGCCGGGGACUGGCUGCCUCGCAGCCUGGGCUGGGGCGGCCGUGGCGCCGCCGUCUGCGCCUACGUGCGCAUGAUCUUCCUGGCUCUCUACGUGCUGUUCCUGGGCGAUGAGGAGUUCGACGUGGUCGUGUGCGACCAGGUGUCCGCCUGUAUCCCCGUGUUCAAGCUGGCCAGACGGAGUAAGAAGAUCCUGUUUUACUGUCACUUCCCAGAUCUGCUGCUCACCAGGAGAGAUUCUUUUAUUAAACGCCUAUACAGGGCCCCGAUUGACUGGGUAGAGGAGUAUACCACGGGCAUGGCGGACUGCAUCUUGGUCAACAGCCGAUUCACAGCUGCCAUUUUCAAGGAAACGUUCAAGUCCCUGUCUCACAUAGACCCUGCCGUCCUCUACCCAUCUCUGAAUGUCGUCAGCUUUGACUCUGCUAUUCCUGAAAAGCUCGAUGGCAUCGUCCCCCAGGGGAAAAAAUUCAUAUUCCUCUCCAUCAACAGAUAUGAAAGGAAGAAAAAUCUGACUUUGGCCCUAGAAGCCCUUGUAAAGCUGCGUGGAAGAUUGGCAUCCCAAGAUUGGGACAGAGUUCAUCUGAUCAUUGCCGGUGGUUAUGAUGAGAGAGUCCCGGAGAACGUACAGCACUACCAGGAAUUGAAGAAAAUGGUCCAGCAGUCUGACCUGGGUCAGUAUGUGACCUUCCUUCGGUCUUGCUCAGACGAACAGAAAAUCUCACUCCUCCGAGGCUGCACGUGUGUGCUUUACACACCGAGCAAUGAGCACUUUGGCAUCGUGCCCUUGGAGGCCAUGUACAUGCAGUGCCCAGUCAUCGCUGUUAAUUCAGGUGGGCCCUUGGAGUCCAUCGUCCACAGUGUCACAGGAUUUCUGUGUGACCCUGACCCAGAGCACUUCUCAGAAGCAAUAGAAAAGUUCAUCCAUGAACCUUCCUUAAAAGCCACAAUGGGACUAGCUGGAAGAAACAGGGUGAAAGAGAAGUUUUCCCCUGAAGCAUUUACUGAACAGCUUUACCAAUAUGUCACCAAACUGCUGAUAUAA